This is a messenger RNA of Rhodamnia argentea, 976 nucleotides long. Its product is annotated as RNA-binding protein 48-like. Gene Ontology annotation, molecular function: RNA binding. Lineage: Eukaryota; Viridiplantae; Streptophyta; Magnoliopsida; Myrtales; Myrtaceae. The coding region runs from base 127 to 810 and encodes 227 amino acids. The transcript has 8 exons. Gene Ontology annotation, cellular component: nucleoplasm. The record is from RefSeq and is a predicted model, not a curated record.
GCUUCAUUCAACGGGAGCUCUAAUUGCCAUCGACGACUCACUCCGGCCGUAAUCAUCAGGCUCCGGCAGCUCACACAAGUUGCCGGCGAAAAUUUCUCGACUUGCGAUUCCUGGGAAGCAGCACGCAUGCCUCAGUACAAAGAUGAGCCUCCAGCAGUUCGCGUGUACACGGUCUGUGAUGAAUCGAGAUACCUGGUCGUGAGGAAUGUUCCUGCGUUAGGAUGUGGAGAUGAGCUGUUGGAGCUCUUCGCCACUUAUGGCGACGUUGAAGAAUGUAAACCAAUGGAUGAAGAAGACUGUGAGCCGUACACUGAUGUUUAUUGGAUCAAGUUUUGUCUCGACUGCAAUGCUAGGUUUGCAAAAAAAAAGUUGGAUGAGUAUGUCUUCUACGGGAAUAGACUGCAAGUUUCGUAUGCUCCCCAUUUUGAGAGCCUCUCUGAUACAAGGGAAAAGUUAGAAGCUAGGAGAAAGGAAGUUCUUGCUCGGUCGAACCCUGGAAGAUUCAAGGGUACUGCCACCUCUAGCAGUGUCGGUCUGGUUAGGUCUUCAGCUAAUGCAAGUUCCUCGCAGAGUAGUGUUGUUGGCCAACAGAUCUUCAAUCCCAAUAGUGCAUCGCAGCUCACUCCUCAUGCUGAUAAUUCUUCAUAUGCAAUGGUUUCCUCAGACCUGGAUUAUUUUCAAUCCCACUCGAUGAAUCAGACGGUGCAGUUGGUCAGAGACAAGCUCAAUAAGAUUGAAUCAAGUGGUGAGUGUCAGCAAUCAGGACCUCCAGUGAAGAAAGCUCGCAUCGACAACAGAAGGAGAAUUUGACUUUUUGUCGGAACUAAGAAUUGCCCUCUGUCAAAGUGUGUCAGCAAUCACACACUGCUUUUAUCUCACUGGUACGGACUCCCCUCAAGUUGACACUGUUCUUAUCUACUCUAUGUCGAUCAAAUCUGUAAGUUAUAUGUGGUUAAAAUCAUCUUCGCUCAGUUCU